AUGGAGCCAAAUAAAGACCUCGUCGCCAAGUUGGUGAAUGCCGAUCCAGGUCUCCCAAGAAUCAAUCCAACCCAGUCUUAUUGGCAGCAUGUCCCUCACGCGUUGGCGAACGCACAAUCUCCCACUCUACCCGCCGAAAGAGAUUAUGUUAUCAUUGGAUCUGGGAUAACCGGACUCUCUGUUGCAAAGAACCUUUUAGAGCGGCACCCAGCAGCAACAGUAUCUGUUCUGGAAGCUCGAACGCUAUGCUCUGGAGCCACAGGACGAAAUGGAGGCCAGAUGGCUGCUAGCGUGGGUGAAGAAUACUCCUAUCUAGCAGACGCACAUGGUCCAGAGAUGGCUGGGAAGAUUGUCUCAUUUACUUUUCGCAAUUUGGACAAAAUGCAGGAUUUCAUCAGAGAAUAUGAUGCCGUUGAGGCGAGCGAAAUGCAGAAAUUGCAUAAGCUGCGAGCUUUUCUGACCGAAGACACUUUCCAGGAUUUCAAGAAAAGCAUUGCGAGACUUGAAUAUGAUCAUCCUUCUUGGAAGGGUCUAUAUAAAAUACUUGAAAAAGAUGAGCUUAUCAAGGAUCAUGGAGUCCACGGCGCAGCUGGGGGAGCUUUGCUUCCUGCCGGUACUGUCUGGCCCUAUCGACUUGUUACAAAAGCGUUUGCGGCAUUGAUGGCCAAGUACCCAGAUCGAUUGACAAUCGAGACAAGCACGCCAGUGACAGCUGUCGAGUACGAGUCCAACUAUGUCACGCCCGUCUCAUCCGUGUUUCCUUAUAUAGUCAGAACUCAUCGCGGACCAUUACGUGCCGAGAAUGUAGUUUACUGCACAAACGGUCAUACUGGACAUCUCAUCCCGAAAUUACGAGGACGUAUCCAUCCAUUCAAGGGGACAAUGACUGUUCAAGACCCGCAAACCGAAGUCCCAAAUCGAGGAGAACUUACAUCAUGGGGCUUCCAUUACCCAAUAAACUAUGAUCCCGCAACAAAGGAAUCCGGCCAUGGACUAUACUAUCUGGGACAAAGUGUUAAGACCGGUUAUUUCUACUUUGGAGGCGAGAACGCUCGCAUUGAGCAUGUCGUCACUGCCGAUGAUAGUUUCGUGACUAAGAACUCAGUCAAACAUCUUCAAUCAGUUCUUCCAAAGUUCUUCGGCAGUGCUACGCCUGAAUGGAACCUGGUUAGUGCUUGGAGCGGGAUCAUGGGCUUUUCAUCUGAUGGUGUCCCGGUGGUGGGACAGCUCUCUGAAUCACUAACAGGCCGCGCGGGUGAAGGUGAAUGGAUUGCUGCAGCCUUUAAUGGAUAUGGUAUGGCCAAUUGUCUGUUGAGUGGUGAGGCAUUGGUCUCUAUGAUUCUGAAAGACCGUGAGAGUGAUUGGUUUCCUGGAGCUUAUACACUCAGUGAAAAGAGAUUGCGUGAGACUCUUACUGCGCCUGAGUCAAUUAAGGCUUUGACUGCAAAGCUAUGA
Molecule: messenger RNA, 1455 nt
Organism: Penicillium malachiteum
Lineage: Eukaryota; Fungi; Ascomycota; Eurotiomycetes; Eurotiales; Aspergillaceae
Product: NAD(P)/FAD-dependent oxidoreductase
Exons: 3
Coding region: 1-1455 (484 amino acids)
Cellular component (GO): cytoplasm
Molecular function (GO): oxidoreductase activity
Source: RefSeq, a predicted model, not a curated record